CUUUGCUAUAUUAUGUCAAUUUAUUAAAAUCUAUUUUAUAAGUGAUAGUUUAAUAAACUAUUAAAUAUGCAUUCACACGUACUCCCAAAUAAGAGUGAAGAUGAGAUGACUGUAGAAGAAAAAUGGAGAGUGCAACACAUAAAAAUGCACGAACAACAUCAGGGACAUGAAUCUAUGCAUGCAGAAAUGCUUCUUAUUUUACUAGGAACAUUAUUAGUAGCACAAAUUGUAUUAGUUGAAUGGAAGAAAAUACAUUAUAAAUCAUAUCAGCUUGUUACCUUAAUUGCUAUGUGGAUUAUUCCAUUUGGAUUAAGUUUAAAAAAUCAUUGGUGGAGGUUUAUAUUUUUUUGGUUAGUAACAUCUUGUAUAACAGGAUUAAUAGUUAGAAAAGCUGUUCAAAAACCUAUAGCAGGUACAACACCAAGAUUGGUGUAUAAAUGGUUUCUUUUUAUAUAUAAAUUAAGUUAUGUAUUGGGUAUAAUAAGUUACAUUAUAAUGUUAGCCACAUUUUUUGGUUUACAUUUAGUAUUUGAAGUUAAACCACAAAUAUGGAUGGAUUGUGGUUUGCUUUUAUUAUUUUAUGGUUUAUACUUUGGAGUAUUAGGAAGAGAUGUUGCAGAAAUAUGUGCAGAUAAAAUGGCUUCACAUAUUGGGUACUAUGUACCAGGUCAUAUGCCAACAAGGACUUUAGAGCCUGGAGUGUGUGCAGUAUGUGGUAAUAGACUCUUGGUAUCAGAAAAUGAACCUGGUGUUAUUGAAAACACAUACAAACUUAGUUGUGAACAUGUAUUUCAUGAAUUUUGUAUCAGAGGAUGGUGCAUUGUAGGAAAAAAACAAACGUGUCCAUAUUGCAAAGAAAAAGUCGAUUUAAAGAAAAUGUUUUACAAUCCAUGGGAACGACCUCAUGUUUUAUAUGGUCAACUACUAGACUGGAUUAGAUGGUUAGUUGCUUGGCAACCAUUAAUUUUGUUUCUCGUUCAAGGUAUCAAUUGGGGCCUAGGCCUCGAAGUGAAGCAUGGUUUCGACAAUGGAAACAUGAAUGUGAGUGGAAACUUAGACGAGACUGAUAUAAAAAUACUAUAAUUCCUCAACUGUGCAUCCUUCAUUGUUGCAAAGGAUGCGCGUGUACUGUGACAGGUACAAAGUCUAAAGGAGGGAUAUGAAUUUUAUUGGACACGCAAAGAAUCAAAGAUUACGGAUUUGUACAAAAGAGAGAGAGAAAUAAACAAUGACAACUCUGUCAGUGAUGUUACUAAAAGUCUUUAAUUUAAUCUCUCAUCAUUAUUCGUUAGCAAAAAAACAACUUUUAUCACAACACGCAUUCAUAGGUACUUCUUCAGACCUUCGGACUUGUAGCGAGAGCACCUCAGAUACAUUUAUAUCUAUAUAUUUAUAUAAAUAUUUAUUUAUACACUUACGUCUAAAAGCCUCUCGCUAUUGUCAUGGGAAGAAAUUGUACGACAGGUAGAGACAAGAAAGGCGAGGUGUAAGAACAUUUAACGGACGUGUCGUAUAAACGGACCCGAACACGAAUUUUAGAAAUAAAAAAAAAACAAUAUGGAUGACAAAGGAUGUGAAACAAUCGGUUUUGACAGAAUUGGCUAUUGAUGGGUUCAGACGCCACGAAUACGAUGGGAUCGACAGGAUGGGUUAAAGGGCAGACAAUCACAAACACGGGGAAAUUUUAUAGAUAUAUUUAUUGAGUACUUAGCGUGUAAGAGUAUAGAAUAUAUGUUACCUUAUCAAUUAAAUAUCAUUACAUGGUAAUCAUUAUAUAAUGAUGUAGUCUUUAAAAUAAACCUCGCGCGGACAGACUACGCGUGUUGUGUAUGUGUUUUCUUAUUUUUUUUUUUGUGUUGUCGAAGAGAUAUAUUUACAUAAUGAUCGCAAUAAUUAAUAUGUACAAUUCUUCACGAAAGGACAAAACGGAAAAAAUUACAGAAAAACGGACGAACUGCAAUCAGCGCCCGUAAAACGCGGCUCGAAAAGGCGUCCCAUGGAACCUUCCUUCUAAUUGUAUUUAUCCAAUAUUUCGCGCUCGCCAAUUACGAAUCAUCGAAGGAAGGAAUCAUUCUUGUUUUUAAUUCAUUUUUUCUUUUUUGUUUUGUCUUCUUCUUUUUUUUUUUUUUUCAUAUCGUUUUUAAAUCAAUUCUUUCUCAGAUACGAAAGUACGUGUAAAGGGCACUAUUAUUCGAAAUUGAUUGGUUUUUUUUUUCGUGGAUGAUGUGCCUCUUUGUAUAAAAAAUUAUCGCUGCGUUAAUAUUUUGCGGAGAUUUUAAAAAAAUCGUCAAUAUCGAUGUCGCGUAUGUCCGAUUCGCUUGAUUCGCCGAUUUUUUUAUUUCGUCAUGAGCAAUAGAAAAAGCAUCGUCAUUUCGAUUACCAUUUUACGGAAACACGCUAGCCGAGAUUCCUUCACAGUAAUCGAUAAUGUCAAAUUAAAAAAGAAAAAAUAUAUAUAUAUAUAUAAAACGUAUCGAAUUGUUCUAUCAAACGUGUGCAGUUUCAUACAUGCAUAUGUACAAGAAGACACGUAAAAAUCGAUCAUUGUUUCUACGUGUCACGUGGAAAAAAAGAAGAAAAACACAACGAGACACCGAUCACGAACAAAUAUUUUCUCUUGGCCGUUUAUUAUGGCGACACGAAGUCUUUGAGAAAGAAUUCGUUCGCUGUAAAUGAAGAAUAAAGAAACUAUAAAAACGCGCACGAAUUUCCCUUCAGCUAUCAUUUAACAUAACUCGGUUUAUAUAUUAAUUUACUAUAAUAGCUCUCGCUCAUUCUUUCUCACUCACUCACUACAUUCGUCACAUGAACGCUUCUCUUUUUUUACCUUACACACUUUCUCGCUCGUUCCUAUCUCUCCCUCUCUUUCUCUCAUCAGUCACAUUAGAUCUUUUUUCUUUUAGACAUACACGAUAGUUACGAAGUAUUGCUUUCUUUUAGUCGCGUGCCGAUCGCGGUUCGCCUUCCAACCGAGUCACAGCGGACGGUUUCCCGUCGACGGCGAAGAUUCGUGUCGAGCGUAACAAUUAAUUUCGCACUUUGCCACGGGAUAAAGCUUCCGCGAGAAUUUUGCGAUCUCUCUGUAAAAAUUGGGAAGAUCCAUUCAACGAUAGAUGGAUAAAAUCGAAUCAAAUCAAAUUGAAAAAAUUCUUGAGUUCAGGACAAAUUUUGUAAUUGUAUAAUAUAGUUAUAUAAUAUAUAAUAUUUAAAAAAUUAACGUGCUAAUUUCUAGAAGCAUAAUUCUCACGGUGCUGUUUCGCUCAAAGGUGACCAUGCGCUAAGCGUAAAGUUAACUCGAGUACGCAGGACCUUUUUAAACAUAUCAUAUUUCCGUUUCUUCUUUCUCUUAUUCUCUUUCCCCUAUUAUUUCGCGCAUAAACGAAUACACAUAGAAACGUGUCUUUUUCCCUUUCGUGGUAUCUGUCGGCUCCCUCACGAUUUCGAGAGCUUACACAAACCAUUUGGAUUGCAUGCCGAGUAUCUAAAACGCUAUUACAUUGCGAAUGACAGGUAACGGCGAGUUAACGGACAAAUCAGACAAGCGUCGUUUAUGAAUACGUGUCUCUCUUUAAAUAUCGAUACAAUAUUCUCGAGAGGGAAACGAUCGUCAAAAUGUAUAAUGAAAAACAAUGAAAAAAUUAAGAAUUUUUGCUACGCGAAAAGAGACCUGAUGUUGAUCGUAAUGUGCGGUGAGAGUCAAGCCCGGAGUUGCUUAUGGCUCAAUGCUAAAUGACUUCGAAAAGUAGGAAUGAAUGUAAAAACCCGUGUUAAAGUUACGAUAUAUAAAGUUUGUGUAUCGAGGAAAUAUCGAAAAACAGUGGAUCACAGACUGAUAUGCCUCGUGUUACCCCGGGCUUUAUCUCAUCAAUCAGAUUCGAGAAUGAAAAAAAAAAUCGCGAUAACGAUCUAACGACGUACGAAAACGGAGACAAUUCGAAUGGAAAUGGAAUUGUCGCCGCAUUUCGAAAAACGAAACAAAAACAAAAACGGUUUGAAAAUGUUUUGAAUUUCGGACGUGACGAUCGAUCGUUAAGCGAUAAACAAAAGAAUCGUUUUAUAAAUUCGAAAACGCACGUCGUUUAACCAUCACUUUCCGUUACUUCGUAGAAAAAUGCAUUGUUUCUUAGAACGUGGACGCGAAUCUACUAUACUUGCGUGGGUUUGCGACACACUGGCUAUACACAACGGAUAUGUACAGCGGCUUUUUUAUCAAUUUUUUUUUUCAUUUAUUGUUUAAGGUUCACCUAGCACACAAGUCUUAAUACCGUUUUACUAAAAUUCCUCGUUUAACUCGUCUAGUGUACGUUUACUUUGUUAAUUAUGAUUAUGUAUAUUUUUUUUGCUUUAAAUUCAUCCGUACAACUACCUGGAACACAACGUGGUUGAGCGACGUGGCUCGCACGUUGGCUCGCUAUUUCUCUAUUUUACGUUUCUAUUUAUACGUACGUAUUAUAUCGCAUCGUCUCAUUCUCUCAUUUCUUAGCUUUACUUUCUAUGUCAAUUUUUUGUUACUCUCUUUUUUUCUCUCCUCUCCUCCCUUUAUAUUUUGUCUCGUACCAAAACCAUAGAACUUGACUUCUAAAUUUUUAUACGUCUUUUUUUAUUUUUUUUUUUCUCUUUAAUUAUUUCAUUUACUCAAUACCGAUAAACACCGAUGAAUUCAGUUUAUACUCUUAUAAUAGAGAGGAGGUUUUUUUUUUUUUUUUUCUUAAAGAGGUUCUCAUAUCUCGAUGAGGCGCAGGGUUGAUUUCCACGGGACAAUCCCACAGACACACGGUUACAUAGGACAUCUUUGACGACACAAUUCAAAAAAUAAUUUUUCAUUUUUAGUAGAAAGAUAGGCGGGGUAUUUCCGUACAAUAGUAUAUUAUAUUAUAUCGUAUUAAUAUUAUUUCUUUUAUUAGUUAUUACUAUUACCAGUAUUAGUAUUAUCAUAUCAUUAUUACUAUCAUUAUUAUGUUAUUAUUAUUACUUAUAUCGUUA
Apis laboriosa (Himalayan honeybee) is the source of this 4983-nucleotide messenger RNA. RefSeq names its product RING finger protein 121. The record is from RefSeq and is a predicted model, not a curated record. The transcript is spliced from 9 exons. Gene Ontology annotation, molecular function: metal ion binding; ubiquitin protein ligase activity. Gene Ontology annotation, cellular component: Golgi membrane; endoplasmic reticulum membrane. The coding region runs from base 67 to 1083 and encodes 338 amino acids. NCBI's taxonomy places the organism in Eukaryota, Metazoa, Arthropoda, Insecta, Hymenoptera, Apidae.